This is a messenger RNA of Myxocyprinus asiaticus (Chinese sucker), 4973 nucleotides long. RefSeq names its product host cell factor 2-like. The coding region runs from base 115 to 2325 and encodes 736 amino acids. Gene Ontology annotation, biological process: chromatin remodeling; regulation of DNA-templated transcription. The transcript is spliced from 15 exons. Gene Ontology annotation, molecular function: protein binding; transcription coactivator activity. The record is from RefSeq and is a predicted model, not a curated record. Gene Ontology annotation, cellular component: histone methyltransferase complex. Lineage: Eukaryota; Metazoa; Chordata; Actinopteri; Cypriniformes; Catostomidae.
CGGAUUUGCACGCACGGGGAAGUGCUGCAAACUGUAUGCAUGUUGUCCGCCUUUACUGCAGCGCAAAUGUACAAUAUCAAGCUUAUAUGAAAGAAAAAGUACCGAUAACCCAUUAUGGUGAAUAAGAGCCCUUUAUGGAAAAGGGUGAGGUCUUACCAUGGACCUGUUCCCAGGGCGAGGCACGGGCAUCGGGCAAUCGCCAUCCGAGAGUUGGUGGUGUUGUUUGGAGGUGGAAAUGAGGGAAUAGCGACCAACCUGCAUGUUUAUAACAGUGUGACCAAGCAGUGGUUUCUGCCAGCAGUAAGAGGGGAUAUCCCACCUGGAUGUGCUGCUCAUGGCUUUGCCUGUGAAGGCACACGGAUCCUGGUGUUUGGAGGCAUGGUUGAAUUUGGCAAAUAUACCAACAGUCUCUAUGAAUUGCAGGCUAGUCGCUGGCUUUGGAAGAAACUGAAGCCCCGGCCACCGAGGAACGCAUCACCUCCAUGUCCACGAAUUGGUCACAGCUUCACUCUCCAUGCCAACAAGUGCUACCUCUUUGGUGGGAUGGCCAAUGACAGCGAAGACCCAAAUGGCAAUAUACCACGAUAUCUGGAUGACUUCUAUGAAUUGGAGCUGCAAGCUCAGUCUGGAGUCAAAGGCUGGAACAUUCCAGAAACCAAAGGUGGAGGUCCAUCCGCCAGGGAAUCCCAUAGUUCUGUGGUGUACUGUGGGAAGGGUGGCAGUGCCCCAAAGCUCUUCAUUUUUGGGGGCAUGUGUGGGUAUAGACUGAAUGACUUGUGGCAGCUAGACAUUGAAACUAUGACUUGGUCAUUACCUCAAACCAGAGGGCAGUUCCCACUUCAUAGGAGUCUACACACCUCCAAUGUGAUAGGAAACAAGUUAUAUGUGUUCGGAGGCUGGGUUCCUGUUGGAGAGACAGAAGACACGCUCACUUCUGAUGGAGUCAAAUGGGUCUGCACCAACUCUCUUUCCAUGCUAAACCUUGACACACUGACAUGGCACAACCUAACACCAGAAGAACAUCAGCAGGGUCAUUCAGGUGUACAGUCGGUUGAAGAGGAAAAAGACAGUCCGCAUUGGCCGAAAGCAAGAGCUGGGCAUUGUGCGGCAACUGUCGGCAGUCGUUUGUACAUCUGGAGUGGGCGAGAUGGAUACAAAAAGUUCAAUAACUACCAGGUGUGCUGCAAAGAUCUUUGGUACCUGGAAACAGAGAGGCCUUCCACCCCUGGUGCGGUGUUCCUCGUCAAAUCCACAAUCAAUAUGCUGCAUGUUGCCUGGCGCCCCCUGCUUGCAGCUGACUGUUAUUUGCUUCAAGUGCAGCCCAUUACUUCCCCAUCCAUUGAACCACAGUCAAUACCAACUACCCCUCUAGACCCAAGACACGGGAAGGAAUCUAUACAAAAAGAUUCCCAGCCAUCUCAUAAAACAGGAAGUGUAGAUGCCAAAGUUGGAGGUGAGAAGGACUCUUCAUCACAGGAAAGCCUUUUGAGGCCUAAAGAAAUGGGUGAGGAUGGGGCAGACAACCAAUCAACAGGGGACAAUAGUAGAGGAGGAACAAGCUCUGCUUCCGAUGUCCCACUUACAAAACAGUCUGAAAGAAACACCUCUCCUAUCCCAUCCAAACAGAAUGAUAAUGCAGAGGACUCUGUGUGGUUUGAUGUUGGGGUGUUUAAAACGCUGUUCUGUGAGGUUACAUAUUACUUCCUGCCUUCUGAGGAUGGUGACCUGGCAUCAAGCUUGUCUGGUCAAAACUCAACUGACAGUGAGUGGAAGCUCCCGGGUCCUCAUAGUUUCACAGGUCGUGAGAAGCAGCAGUUGGCUUCAGGGGUCACAUACAAGCUCAGGGUGGCUGGACUGAACAGCUGUGGUCUGGGAGACUUCAGCCCCGUCAGUGAGUUUAAGACCUGUCAGCCUGGAUUUCCUGGGGCGCCAUCUGCUGUCAAAAUCACCAAGGAUAAAGACUCCGUGCACAUCACCUGGGAGUCUCCCACCUCUCCAUCUGGAAAGAUCAUGGAGUAUUCCAUGUACUUGGCCGUGAGGAAGAGUCGAGGGAACAACACAGAGCGACCCGGCGAUUUGGCCUUCAUCCGAAUCUACCGCGGCACCAAGACUUCAUGCACAGUCAGCGAAGCGCAGCUGAGCAACGCGCACAUCGACUGCUCGGCACGGCCUGCUGUCGUCUUUCGCAUCGCUGCAAAGAACGAGCAAGGCUACGGUCCGGCCACUCAGAUCCGUUGGCUACAAGAUGCAAGUAAACUCAAAUCCUCAGUGAUGCAGCAGGACUCUAGUUCUCAGUCAGCAGAGCCUGACACCACCUGCAGAUAAACCCUCAACCCUCAUGUGUCAGCCAGCUGCUUUAAGGACAGCUCUGUUUUAACAUUUUAAUACAAACCCUUUUGAUGGCUGAAACGGAUGUUAACUCAUGUCCACUUUGGACAUGGUGUUUAUGUCUUUGUCUUUUAAUGUUUUUAGCAUUUAUACUGUAGCUUUAGAUGUUCAGAAAAGCAAUGCCCCUACUGUCUUUGUAUAAUAACAGAUUAUCACAAUACACUGUAGAUAACUAAAAAAUGGUUUAUUUUUUAUAUUAAGUUUUUUUGUUGAACAAAAAUAUAAUACUUUUAAUGAGGCUUGUUGUAGCCACAAAGCAACACGUGUCUUGUAUCCUUUCAAAUCCCAAAUCCGUUUUUUGGGAGAAACAUAAGACCACACCCUUGUGGAAACUUAGCAACUCACCCAUUUUAAAAUGCAUGUAAUACAUUUCUUAGAAUAGAAUACAAUAGAAUAGUGUAUUUUCAGGAUACGCUUUCCUGUGCCUUAGUGUUGAACAUAAAUAUAAUGCAUGUUGAAUAUGCAAUGUCUGUCCUUUAUGGGUAACUCUGAAUAAGGAGUAAGACAAAAUCUCUGAGUUAAUUAUUUCCUUCAGAGCAUUCACUUCUGGGAACAUAUUUAGCCUUGUUACAAGCCUUUUACAGAAGGGCUUAUAGAACACUUCAAUUCUAAUUUUUGGAUUAAAUACUAAAUGUAUUAAUUAUACUUAGUAAUAUAUCUAUUUCAUUUACUUACACAGUACAGCUAGAAUAGUACAUCUACUAGGGGCUUUUUAAUAGCCCAUCUCUAAAAUUGUUUAUGCAGCUGUGCACUGGAGAUUAUACAGUGCCGUGAAAAAGUAUUUGCCUGAUUUCUUUUAUUUUUCAUACUAAAUUGUUUUAGAUCUUCAAACAAGUUUUCAAACAUGUUUUUUUUUUUUUCCAUCGAAGCAAAAAAGUUAUCCAACAUCUUUAUCACCCAUGUGAAAAACUAACUGCCCCCUUAAACUUAAUGGCUGGUUGUGCCACCUUUAGCAGCAACAACUGCAAGCAAACACUUCCGAUAACUGGAGAUCAGUCUUUCACAAUGCUGUGGUGGAAUUUUGGCCCACUCUUCUUUGCAGAACUGCUUUAGUUCAGCCACAUUGGAGGUUUUUCGAGCAUGAACUGCCCGUUUAAGGUCCUGCCACAGCAUCUCAAUUGGGUUCAAGUCAGGUCUUUGACUAGGCCACUCCAAAACUUUAAUUUAGCUUCUUUUGGGCCAUUCAGAGGUGGACUUACUCCUAUGCUUUGGAUCAUUGUCUUGCUGCAUAAUCCAUUUGCGCUUGAGCUUCAACUCAAUAACUGAUGACUAGAUUCUCCUUUAGGAUUUUCUGGUAGAGAGCAGAAUUCAUGUUUCCCUCAAUUAUUGCAAGUCACCCUAGCAAAGCAUCCUCACACCAUCACACUACCACCACCAUGCUUGACCGUAGGUAUGAUGUUCUUUUUGUGGAAUUAUGUGUUUGAAUUACGUCAGAUGUAACGGGACCCCUGUCUUCCAAACAGUUCCACUUUCGACUCAUCAGUCCACAGAACAUUCUCCCAAAAGGUUUGAGGAUCAUCAAGGUGUGUUUUGGCAAAAUUCAGAAGAGCCUCCAUGUUCUUCUGGGUUAGAAGUGGUUUUCACCUUGCCACUCUUCCAUGGAUGGCAUUUUUGGCCAGUCUUUCUGAUAGUGGAGUCAUGAACAGUGACCUUCAUUGAAGAGAGAGGCCUGCAGUUCUUUGGAUGUUGUCCUUGGCUUUUUUGUGACUUCCUGGAUGAGUUGUCGCUGUACUCUUGGAGGAACAGGCUCUUGGAGACUUUUUCCUCAUUUCUGGAAUUUCUUUCGACCUUGUCAUAGUGUACUACUGGGUGAGACAUUUUAGCCAACUUCAUGCUGCUGAAAAAGUUGUAUUUAGUUGAUUUGAUUGGCCUGGGUGUGUCUAGACCAGCUGAACCCCAUUAUGAAUGCAGUUUCAUAGAUUUGGGCAAAUACUUUUUCACACAGGCCCAGUUGGUAUUGGAUAACUUUUUUUGCUUAAAUAAAUAACAUUAUCAUUUUAAAACUGUAUUUUGUGUUUGCUCAGAUUGCCUUUGUUUGAAUUUUUUAAACAAUUUAGUAUGAUACACAAAAACAGAAGAAAUCAGGAUGGGGAAAAUACUUUUUCACAGCACAGUAUCUGGAUUAUCUUCCAUUACCAUUUCAUCAACCUAGAAAACUACAGAGUAUUCAUAUUAAGUAUCUACAACAUACAUUGUGCCAUGUAUAACCCUUCUCUUUUUGUGUACAAAGUUAUAAAUGCCAUUUCAGCAUCUUCCUUUAGAACAGACGACUAUGAUAUUUACACAUGCUUGUCAUUUUCCAUCCUCCAGGCCUUUUUAAGUUGCACUCUUGUAGACGGGAUGUACAACUGGUGCUAUUUUUUGAUAAUCAUCUAUUAAUGUCUUUCAUAAUUUUAUUCGUUCUGCUUCACCACACUGUUAACCAACAGUGUUAUUUAUUUUUUUUAUUUUGCUAUUUGUCACAACAUUUUGCUAAAAAGUAGCAUUUCCGUGCUAUAUUUUUGAGUAUUAGGUUAGAAUUUACUUUUAAGUAUUGUUGUAAAUUCUCUAUUGGAAACACUAUUUUCAAGGCAUACAUUUGUUCA